Messenger RNA from Corticium candelabrum, 1113 nucleotides. Its product is annotated as snurportin-1-like. Gene Ontology annotation, molecular function: nuclear import signal receptor activity; protein binding. Gene Ontology annotation, biological process: protein import into nucleus; snRNA import into nucleus. The coding region runs from base 43 to 1113 and encodes 356 amino acids. The transcript has 9 exons. Gene Ontology annotation, cellular component: nucleus; cytoplasm. The record is from RefSeq and is a predicted model, not a curated record. NCBI's taxonomy places the organism in Eukaryota, Metazoa, Porifera, Homoscleromorpha, Homosclerophorida, Plakinidae.
AGACAACCGUCUGGACAUCGGGGCAGCAAGUGUUUUCGCAAAAUGGAUUCUCUGGUUGUCUCAUUCUCGACUCAAGCGGAGGUCUCCAGUGAUCUAAACUCGAUUCAUAGGCCUCAUCCCAGACUUGCAGAUUACAAACCCAAGCCAGGUCACGUGCCAGAUCAAGAGCAAAGACGACUGAAAAUGCUAGAAAAGCAAAAGAGUCGGAGAUUGGAUGCAAACAAUCGAGCUCGGCAGCUUGUCGAUGUAGAUUCUGUGGCAUUUCAGUCUAACGAUGUGCAGUCUAGCAAACAUGAAAUAGGAGAUGUUGACAUGGUUUGUAAGAAAAAACUGGGGCCGUACAAAGACCAGCUGAUGUUGUCUGAAUGGUUAGUUGACAUUCCAGCCGAUUUCUCAAUGCAGUGGCUGUUCGUUGUGUGCCCUGUCGGAAAAAGAGGUCUCAUAAUAGCCUCUAAGGGUUUAACUUCAGUGUAUACAAAAAGUGGUCAUUGCGUCAAUAAGUUUCCAUCUUUGCUUCCUGGGGGAAGCAGAAAAACAGGAAUUAAAGCGACAGACUAUUCAAUACUUGACUGCAUUUAUCAUGAACAGUCGAGAACAUUUUAUGUGUUGGAUGUGAUGUGUUGGAGAGGUCAUCCUGUGUAUGACAGUGAGACUGAAUUUAGAUUUUAUUGGGCUCAAACGAAAGUUGCUGAGCAAGAUUCUAUAGCAGAACACUCUCGAUCUAAUCCGUUCCGAUUCCUGCCACUUGAGUAUCAUCAGUGCAGCCAAGAUGAAUUGGUAAAAGUGCUAACUUCAGAAAUGCCGUUCAAGGUGGAUGGUCUCCUUUUCUACCACAAGCAAACCCACUACAUGCCAGGAACUACUCCUCUUGUAACUUGGCUCACUCCAGACUUAGUUCAUGAUGUACUGGGAAUUACAAUAUCUGAUACCUUCCUCCAGUCAACGUAUGCAAAUGUCGUCCUACCAAUGGAAGCAGUGAUAACAAAGGAGAAAGCAAAGCCCAGGAAGAAAUGUCGACGAUCUUCCAAACACAAACAAACAGAAAUGGAAACAGAAAUAGAUGAAAGCAUAGACAGUAGUCACAUGGAAAUGUUUGUAACUCAUAACACUUAA